UUUUUCUCUCUGUUCGAUUUUUUUGUUUUAAAGAUAAAUUCAAUUAACUUUCUUAAUUAAAUUUUCUUCUUUUCAAUUUUUGUCUAUAGUUAUAAUUGAACAAUUACCUUGUCGACUAAUUGUUGGAAUAAGAAUUAAUUUCAUCAAAGAUCAUCAAAUCUUAACCUUUUCCAUUUUUUACUUUUCCCUAUGGUUUUGGAUUUUUAGUUUGUUAGUUGUAACAAUUUUUUCGCAUUUUAAUUAGCCGUUAAGAAACGGAGCAAAAAAAAAAUAACUAAAUAAUAUCCACACAGUCCAACCAAUUGGUGACCUAUAACAUAAACUGGCCACAAAGUCACUUUCAUGUGUCAAUUUGGUUUAAUUUGAUUCUCUCACUGAUUUUACUAAUUUUCCUAUUCCUUGAUUAUCCCAGAAACAAACAUGGCCAAUCUUCCUGAUGAUUGUUUGCUGAUCAUUUUUCAAUAUUGUGACGAUUUAAAUGAUCUUAACAAUUGCUUAUUGGUUUGCAAGAGAUGGAGGCGAUUGGUCAGUUAUCGUUUGUCCAAAGCUAAAUGUUUAACUGAUGAUCCAUGGCCAAGGUGUAAAAAUGAUUAUGAUGAUUACCUUUUGAAAGUUGAACGUAAUGCAAUUCCAAGUGGAUUUGAUGUCGCUAAAUUAACACCAAAUCUUGAGAUUCUUGGUUUACAUUAUUCUUAUGGAGCUAAUAGUCGAUUUGUCUUCCGAAUACUCAAAACCGUGGACUCGAUUAAAGGAUUGAUCUGUUUCAAGAACUAUGAACAAUUUUCAAUUGCUCCUUUUUGUGGUGAACUCACCAUGAUUGUUGCUACCUGUUUAUCCUCAUAUUUUAAUAAAUAUCACUUUGGACGUAACCUCAGGCAAUUAUAUCUGAGCAAUAUGAGCCUUAAACAAUUUAGCGAUUGCUCCCGUUAUUGUACUAAUUUAAGACGAUUACAUAUACAAUACAAAGGAGAUGAAUCGGAUAUUUGCUAUUCGGGUACUACACUGAAUCGACUUGAAAUUUUGGAAAUUUGUUCUUGGGCAUUGGAUGAGACGCUCGAUUAUCCUGGAUUUCACUUUAUGGACUUUUGUCCUAAACUGAAAAGCGCUUAUCUGUGCAUCGAAUCGUUAAGAUUUCCUUUCGAUGCAAAUAUUAAAAACAAUCAUCUCGAAGAUCUUGUUAUCGAAGUUAUUCGUGGAUAUGCACCAACAUGGGAAAUUUUACUUCGAUUGCUUCUUAAAUUUCCAAACUUGAAACAUCUCGCAAUCCGAUCUAAUCCUUCAAUUGAAGACGAGAAUAUCCAAGAAUUGGUUCAUAUUCUACCCAAAUUGGUUCUGUUGGACGUUCGAAAUUCAAAUAAGAUCACUAAAGAAUCGAAAAAAUAUGUCGAACGUUUUAGUGAACAAUAUAAUCGACCAAUAUCGUUCUACUUUAACAAGGAAGACAAAGAAGCGAUCGCUCGAGAUUGGCCAAAAUUAUCGUCGAGAGUUGAUUGGAUUGCCAGAGAUUUUAAUUUCAUGCGAAAUUGUUUCCUAAAACCUUUACAUUUACUCCCUUAUCUACUCAUCCCUUGAACUUUCAACUCUAUCAAUCUAUGCAAUCAACAUCAAUUUAAUCACCAAUUUUAAUCUUCCACUAACAAUUAAUCAGUGCAAUCAAAGUUUCAUCAGUUAAUCAACUUUCCUCCAUUCUCAUCAACCUUAUAUCUCUACCUCAUAAACAGAGUUUAUACUCUCUCUCUCCUCUUCCUUACAAUUAUAAUCAUCAUCAACUUUCACCUUAUUACUAUUGUAAUACAAUUAAUAUUUUAAUAAGACGAUAAUCAAUCAAUUAAUCUAACAA
This is a messenger RNA of Panonychus citri (citrus red mite), 1840 nucleotides long. RefSeq lists its product as uncharacterized. Gene Ontology annotation, cellular component: SCF ubiquitin ligase complex. The coding region runs from base 421 to 1572 and encodes 383 amino acids. Gene Ontology annotation, molecular function: protein binding. The record is from RefSeq and is a predicted model, not a curated record. The transcript has 7 exons. Lineage: Eukaryota; Metazoa; Arthropoda; Arachnida; Trombidiformes; Tetranychidae. Gene Ontology annotation, biological process: SCF-dependent proteasomal ubiquitin-dependent protein catabolic process.